Messenger RNA from Schistocerca gregaria, 1189 nucleotides. RefSeq names its product translational activator of cytochrome c oxidase 1-like. The record is from RefSeq and is a predicted model, not a curated record. The transcript is spliced from 5 exons. Lineage: Eukaryota; Metazoa; Arthropoda; Insecta; Orthoptera; Acrididae. Bases 58 to 843 code for a protein of 261 amino acids. Gene Ontology annotation, cellular component: mitochondrion.
CAUCUGUAACAGACAUGUUAAGAUCUUUGACCUGUAAUGUAGUUGUUUACAAACAAAAUGUACAGUAUUUGUAGGUGUGUAGUGUUUAAUGCUAAUACAAAAAAAGCGAUUUGGGACAACUGGCGGCGAAAUGCUGGCCAUAGCAAAUGGCAAAACAUUAAGCACAUAAAGGCUUUGAAAGAUUCACAGAAAUCCGCUGUCUUCACGAAAAUGUCACGUUUAAUACGCGUGGCCGUACAAGAGGGGAAAAGUGCAGAUCCAGAACACAACGUCCAGUUGGCGCAAGUAGUUGAAAGAGCUCGAAAGAACAACAUGCCUGUAGCAUCUAUUGAAAAUGCCAUAAAAGCAGCACAGAAUUCAAAAGUGGCUAGCAAACCUGGUCUCAUAGAGUUGAAGGGUCCUGCAGGCUCACUGAUGCUUGUCUCAGUGUUAACUGAUAACUUGGCAAAAACAAGAACAGAAUUACUGACAAUCAUAAAGAAGACAAGAGCUACUGUGAGUGAUGGUGGUGGUCGAAUGUUUGAACACAAGGGAGUGUUUGAAGUAACAACACCAGCAGGAGUUGGCUUUGAUGUUGCUGAGGAACAUGCAAUUGAGGUGGGAGCUGAAGAGGUGCAUCAGUUAGAUGGGGAUGUCUUGCAGUUUAUAUGUGCAGCUGAACAGUUCUAUUCUGUCAAAAAGGGUCUGCAGACAAGACUGUAUGAUAUUAGAUAUGCAGAACAAGAAUACAUUCCAAAGAGCCAAGUGACACUGAGUGAUGAUAUUUUGGAUGAACUGUCUUCUGUUUAUCUGAAGCUAGAACAGCAUCCAGAUGUUGUUAGGAUAUAUGAUAAUAUUGCAUGAUGAAGGAAAUGAAUUAUGAUGUUUUCAGAGAAUGUUGUAAAUAUUGCCAUCAAUACAAAAAAGACAACAGCCUUGUUUAUGUCAUUAAGUAACUGAUACCAAUUACCAAGACCUGCCUCUCUCCUUGAGUAUAUUUAAGAUACAUAGACAACUGGGACUUGUACUGUGUAAUGAAGAUUAACAUUCACAGUUGUAUUUGUUUAUAGUAUUGCAUAAGCUACAGCAUAUUACAUAUGUUCUAUCAUUAUCUUCCACAAGUGUCCCAUGUUGCACUAAAGAAGGAGCAGUAAUUCAAGAGAUAUGUUUUGAUUUCAAUUUUUUGUCAAUUUGAUUAAAAGGUACAUUU